Molecule: messenger RNA, 480 nt
Organism: Pochonia chlamydosporia 170
Lineage: Eukaryota; Fungi; Ascomycota; Sordariomycetes; Hypocreales; Clavicipitaceae
Product: para-hydroxybenzoate polyprenyltransferase precursor
Exons: 1
Coding region: 1-480 (159 amino acids)
Biological process (GO): ubiquinone biosynthetic process
Cellular component (GO): mitochondrial inner membrane
Molecular function (GO): 4-hydroxybenzoate polyprenyltransferase activity
Source: RefSeq, a predicted model, not a curated record
AUGGGGUUCCCGGCCUUGGGCAUAGAUCUAUUGUCAAAUUGGUCUGCUUUAACAGCUGCAGUAUGCCUCUAUAGCUCUAAUAUUGCCUGGACAGUCCUGUACGACAUGAUCUAUGCUCAUAUGGAUAUCAAGGAUGACGCCAAGGCUGGGAUCAAGAGUAUAGCCCUGAAACAUGAUGCGCAAACGAAGCAAAUUCUUACAGGGCUAGCUGCAACACAGAUUGCUCUUCUUGCUGCAGCAGGCACUGCCGCCGGUGCUGGGCCAGCCUUCUUUAUAGGGAGCUGCGGGGGAGCUGCCAUUACUUUGGCUCUCAUGAUCAAAAAGGUCAACUUGAAAAGCGUCAAAAACUGUUGGUGGUGGUUUGUGAACGGAUGCUGGAUCACAGGCGGCACCAUCAGCCUGGGCCUGGCGGCGGACUACUUCAUUCGGCUUUCAGAGGACCAUACUCAUGGCCAGAACAAGGAUCUUGGGCCACUUUAA